AUGUCCUUGAAUGUACGGAUGCUGAGAGUUGUCAGACUUCAUCCUGAAUACACUUCUCCAGUGACUGAAGUGAACGGCAGUACUUACUCGCAGAGUUGUAUGCUUUGUCCUAAUGCUAGGUCAAGGGACUACACGCUUGCCAUUGCAUCGAGAAUUGUUAAGAGUUUUUAUGGCAAGGCUUCUAUACGGCAAUGUAGAGUGAAGAUUCAGCACCAAAGCAAGAAAGAUGACUCCAAGUGGAAAAUGUUGGUCAACGAAGUAAUUGCAGCUAAGAAUGCAUUGGGACCAUUCUCAGCUCGAUUGCUUUACUCCAUCAACCACAGGGCUUUAUCUUUUGCAACUGUAUCAUGGGUGCAACUAGUAUUAGCAGAAUUUUCACCUAGACCCAGAUUGCCUGGUUCUGUGGAAAACCUGUUGCCAGUUGUGUUGGCGGUUGGGGAAGAUAGUUCCCUUGUAACUGAAAUUUUAGCACUGAGGCACGAUCAAUUCAAGCUAAGUAAAAAUAUGGCAUUUGGCUCCAUUUCGAUUCUGUGGAAUAAAUGGAACAUCCGAGGCUUCGUCAUGCUGAGCCUCUGGCUUCAGCUGCAUUUGAUUGGGCUCAUCUCUCACAACCAAAGCAAUCCGUUCACUCAUGUAGCUGAAGUAGAUGGAGCACUUCUUGCAUUUUGGGCUUCAUUUCUCUUGUUACAUCUUGGUGGUCCAGACACCAUCGCUGCCUUUUCUAUGGAGGAUAGCGCGCUUUGGCGACGGCACUUGCUCAGUCUUGUCUUCCAAGUUGGUUCCGGGAUUUAUGUCUUUAUGCAGAUCUUUCCCACAAACAAGUCACUGUUGAUCCCAAUGAUGUUGGUGUUUCUUGCUGGUGUCAUAAAAAAUGUGGAGAGGAUGGUGGCACUUAAUUUCUCGAGCCUCCUAAAGCUCAGGGACUGGCCGUUCUCACAGCGCCCCAGUCCUGAUGAUGCAGCUUCAUAUUCUAAGGUUGUCUUGAAUAUGUCACAGCUAGAGUUUUCUAGUGACGAAGAAGUAAAGCUUGCCGAGAGCAUUGUGGUGAAGCAUGCAUUCUGCUUGUUUCAAAUGUUUAUGGUCCUUCUCGGAGAUCUCAUGUUCACAUCUAAAGAUCGCCAAGUGAGCAUUGAAUAUUUCCACAAAGUUUCCGCGAUGGAUGCAUUGAGGGUGAUAUCAGUUGAACUCCAACUCAUGUACGAGGUGCUCCACACAAAAACAUUGGCAAUACGUUCUAUUUGGAGCUACAUUUUCCGCUUCAUAGCCUUCACUAACGUUGUGACAGCUUUUGUCCUGUUCAAUCGCUUUAAAAAGCAUCAUCUCCCCGAUCUCGACGUGGAAAUUACUUAUUCCCUUCUUUUUGGAGGGAUUGCUCUUGAUGUGAUAGCUCUAUUGAUGCUUGUUUUCUCCGAUUGGACUAUUGUGGGAAUCAAGCAAGUUUCAUUCCUCAAUAAGUUCAUAGUCGCCAUGACUAACCUGAGAAAGCCCCGAUUCGCCACAUGUGAAGCACAUCCUAAUGCCAAUUAUGCUUAUACGGCUUUAGAUACACCAUUAAUAUUUCAAAGGUGGUCAGAAUCGAUCUCUGCUUGCAACCUUUUAUCCGAGUUCACAAAGAAGAGUCCGAGAAAGAUGUUGAAGCACGGUCGAUACUCGGGCAUCAUUCACAAUCAAUGUUGGGGCAUCAUUCACGAUAGCAUCCAUCGCAUCAUUCACAAUCGAUGCUGCGGCAUCCUUCGCGUCAUUCACGAUCGAUGCUGCGGCAUCCUUCGCGUCAUUAUCAUUUUACUCCAUUCUCGUCUCUCCCCUUUAAAAGCACCUAGGAUUGCGAACACAAAAUACGUGUCCAAGAAUCCCUUCAUUAAAGAGUUAUGGAUCUUUAUUUUUAAGGAGGUGAGACAUAAAUCCUUGUCGGCGUACAAUGAAAAAGUGGUAAGAGAUAUAUUUGAGGCUAAAGGUGAUUUUUUCCUCGAGAGUAUGUGGAGGUUCGAUUACUCGAUCGAUUACAAACAGUAUGUCACCAAUGUUAAUUUUGAUGCUAGCAUUAUAAUAUGGCAUAUUGCUACUGAAAUAUGUUAUAACAUAGAGACACCCAUAGCAAAAAAUGAAGAAAGGGAAUUCAGCAAGAUCCUCUCUGACUACAUGAUAUAUCUUUUACUUAAUCAAUCUAAUCUCAUGUCCACUGUAGUGGGUAUUGCCCAAUAUAGAUCGGCGAAAAUGCUUGAGAAGAUGGGUGGACACGAAAGGGAUGUGGAGGAGCUAUGCGCACGUUUGUAUAGUAAGUCUUCCGAGAUUGAGGAAUCCACGCUCUCUCAGGGAAUCAAGUUGGCCAAAGAGAUGGAAGGGUUCGAGAAAGAUAAGUGGGAGGUGAUGAGCGGAGUGUGGGUUGAAAUGUUAUCAUAUGCAGCGGUUCAUAUUAAGGGGGAGACACAUGUGCAGGUGUUGAGCCAAGGUGGAGAGCUUCUUGCAUUUGUUUGGUUGUUGAUGGCCCAUUUCGGUUGUUUCUACAAUCCUGAAUGGGGCAUUGCCGCAAAUUACGAUGAUUUGCAGCUCUUUAACAAGACCUAG
Eucalyptus grandis is the source of this 2565-nucleotide messenger RNA. RefSeq lists its product as uncharacterized. The transcript is spliced from 7 exons. The coding region runs from base 1 to 2565 and encodes 854 amino acids. The record is from RefSeq and is a predicted model, not a curated record. Lineage: Eukaryota; Viridiplantae; Streptophyta; Magnoliopsida; Myrtales; Myrtaceae.